AUUUUUAGAAAUAAGCAAGUUUGUUGCCGUAACAAGCACGGUCCCGUCUCUCCCUCAAACAGACAAAACUCACAAUAGUCAACCCAUUUUCUAUUAACUACACACUUCCUCUCAAUCUUUCUCCACCGUUUUCAUCGGUUCCUAUGUUAAAGUGUCUUCAAUACUCAGCCCAUAACAAUUCUUCAUUUCAUCCAUAGACAAAGAUGAAAACAGAGACACUGACAUUGGUGCUGGUGAAUCUAGCGAGUAUCAUGGAGAGAGCCGAUGAAUCAUUGCUGCCAGGAGUAUACAAAGAGGUCGGUGCUGCUCUCAACGCUGGCCCCACCGCGUUAGGCUCUCUCACUCUUUUCCGAUCCCUUGUUCAAUCUCUGUGUUACCCUCUCGCCGCUUAUCUCGCCACGCGUCACAAUCGUGCUCAUGUUAUUGCUCUCGGUGCUUUUCUUUGGGCCGCCGCAACAUUCCUUGUUGCCAUUUCAUCUACCUUCUUACAGGUAGCGAUUUCAAGAGGUUUAAAUGGGAUUGGACUUGCCAUUGUUACUCCAGCAAUUCAGUCCCUGGUUGCUGACUCCACUGUUGACAGCAACCGUGGCGUGGCUUUCGGGUGGCUGCAACUAACCGGAAACCUUGGAAGCAUCAUUGGUGGUCUCUUCGCUAUAACUAUAGCCUCAACAUCAAUAGCAGGGAUACCUGGUUGGAGAAUAGCUUUUCAUCUGGUUGCAUUGAUUAGCAUCAUAGUCGGUAUAUUAGUACGCAUCUUUGCCGUCGAUCCACAUUUUUCUAAGAAUGAAGGCAUAUCUACAUCAUAUCCAACUCCAAGAAAGUCCUUUUAUUGUGAAAUGGAAGAUCUAAUAAAAGAAGCGAAAUCAGUUAUAAAAAUUCCAUCAUUUCAAAUACUUGUGGCUCAGGGAGUCUCUGGAUCAUUCCCAUGGUCUGCUUUGUCAUUUGCCACUCUUUGGCUAGAAAUGAUAGGCUUUUCCCACAUGACAACAGCAUUGCUUUGGUCCCUAUUUAUAGUUGCGGUUUCAUUUGGGGGUCUGUUUGGAGGAUGGAUGGGGGAUUUUUUAUCCCAAAGGUUUCCGAAUUCCGGAAGAAUAAUGUUAUCACAAAUAAGCUCGGGUUCGGCCGUUCCUCUAGCAGCAAUUUUGUUGUUGGCAUUGCCUGAUGAUCCAUCCACAGCCGUCGUGCACGGUCUGGCUCUAUUCAUCAUGGGAUUAUGCAUAUCCUGGAAUAGUGCAGCAACUAACAAUCCAAUAUUUGCAGAAAUAGUCCCUGAGAAGUCGCGGACGGCUAUAUAUGCUUUGGAUCGAUCGUUCGAGUCUAUACUGGCAUCCUUUGCUCCACCUAUUGUUGGAAUUUUGGCUCAGCAUGUUUAUGGUUAUAAACCAAUUCCUAAAGGAUCCUCGGACUCUGUUGAAAUUGAAACGGAUAGGGAAAAUGCUGCAUCACUUGCCAAGGCACUUUAUACUGCAAUUGGUAUUCCUAUUGCAAUUUGCUGCGUCAUCUACUCAUUCCUUUACUGCACAUACCCGAGGGACAGGGAUCGAGCACGGAUGGUUGCAUUAGAAGAAUCCGAAAUGCACCAGUUAGAGGCGGAAGAAGAGUCGAGAAGCGAAGAAUAUCGUGAAAUUAAUGUUUUAGAAUCAAAUGUGCUGAAUGGUAAAGAAAGUAGCAAGACUGAUCAAAGAAAUUAUCCAAGGCAAGAGAGCAUUGACUUGGAUGACGAUGAUGAGAAAGUUUUGCUGUCCCGGUAGUAUUAAACAGUUGCAAGGGAUGGUGAAGCUUCAUAUGCUCAUUUGAAAAUCAAGUUAUUUGAUGCAUACAUUAUGAAUGGAAAAACUUGUAUAGUAUUUUUGUUACUGAUUUUUAUGUGAGUUAUUAUACAUCUAAAAAGAAGUUUGGGUAAAAA
This is a messenger RNA of Lathyrus oleraceus (garden pea), 1906 nucleotides long. RefSeq lists its product as uncharacterized. Gene Ontology annotation, biological process: transmembrane transport. Bases 204 to 1751 code for a protein of 515 amino acids. The record is from RefSeq and is a predicted model, not a curated record. Gene Ontology annotation, cellular component: membrane. NCBI's taxonomy places the organism in Eukaryota, Viridiplantae, Streptophyta, Magnoliopsida, Fabales, Fabaceae. Gene Ontology annotation, molecular function: transmembrane transporter activity. The transcript is spliced from 3 exons.